GGACUAAGCCUUAUACAUAUACCUCUUGUGUGCAUUUACCACCACUAAACAACAAAACCAAAGGAGAAAAAGGAAAAUUAAGUAUAUAUAUACAUAUCCAUUAAGCCUACUUGAACUUAGUGUGACCAUUUUUGUGUUUGAGAUGGUGACUUUGGGAGAGCUAAAUGGUGAAGAGGAGGUUCCACUUGUCCAACAUAACCCUUUGGUCUUGGAGAUUAAUGGUUUCCAAAACCAACUCAUAGAAAAGGGUAAGGAACUUGCAACUUGCCAGGGUGAAGUCAAGGCCUUAAGGGCAACUGAAGCUCUGAAGGAUAAGGCCAUAGAAGAGCUGAGAAAUGAAGUUAGUAAACUGGAUCAGAAACUUAGAACAACUGAGAAUCAUCUUAAGGACAAGAAUCUAGAAAUCAAGAAACUGACAGAAGAAAAGAAAGACGCCUUGGCCGCGCAAUAUGCAGCAGAAGCAGCUCUUAGAAGGGUACAUUUAGAUCAGAAGGAUGAUGAUUAUAUUCCAUUUGAGAGUGUGAUCACUCCUCUUGAGGAUGAGAUCAAGUUGUAUAAAAAUGAGAUUAAAGCACUGCAAGAAGAUAAGAAGGCAUUGGAACGGCUCACAAAGUCGAAAGAGCUGGCAUUGCUCGAAGCAGAGAGGAUACUAAGAAGUGCACUAGAGAGGGCUCUAAUAGUUGAGGAAGUUCAGAAUGAAAACUUUGAUCUGAAGAGACAGAUUGAGAUUUGCCAGGAGGAGAACAAAAUCUUAGAGAAAACGCAUCGCCAAAAGAUCAUGGAAGUUGAAAAGCUUAGCCAAACCAUUCAUGAACUUGAGGAGGUCAUCUUAGCUAGUGGAACAACUGCUAACGCCGUUCGAGACUAUAAGCGACAGAUUUCUGAACUGCAAGAGGAGAAGAGGACAUUGGAGAGGGAGCUAGCAAGAGUGAAAGUUUCAGCUAACAGAGUUGCAACUGUUGUGGCUAAUGAGUGGAAGGAUGAAAAGGAUAAGGUCAUGCCGGUCCGGCAAUGGCUAGAAGAGAGGAGGAUUAUGCAGGCCGAGAUGCAACGAUUGAAAGAAAAGCUAGCUAUAUCAGAGAGAACAGCAAAGGCAGAGUCACAAUUGAAGGACAAACUAAAGCUGAGGCUGAAAACACUAGAAGAAGGCUUAAAACAGUUUGGUGAAUCUCCAAAAACAGAAAAGUCUAGCAUCUUGAGUUUUUUAGCUACUAAUAGUGGAGUAAGAAGCAGAUCCACAUCACAACCAAGAGGAUCUUCUGUUGGAAGCUCUUUGUUCCAGAAACCAAGCAUGAAAAACAACACAGACAUUGCUGCUGGGAACCUAGGACAAGGUGGAACUACAAAAAGGAAACACGGUUCUGUGGAAAACGUGUUGAAGAAAGGUAUAUGGGCAAGAAGUAAAGUUGGUGAUAGUAGUGAAAAGGAAAAUGAGAUGCAGGUGAACAACACAGGAAUGAACUUAGAUAGCUGCAAUAAUGAGAGAGAAGCAGAUGACUCCAAAACCAAGGAUGAUAUGGUCUCAGGUUUUCUGUAUGAUAGGCUUCAAAAAGAGGUCAUCAGUUUGAGGAAGUUUUGUGGAGUUAAAGAGAGUAGUUUGCAAACCAAAGAUGAGGAAAUAAAGGUAUAUGGCUUGCAGAUGCUUACAAAGAAAGUUGAUGCACUUACAAAGGCAAUGGAAGUGGAGUGUAAGAAAAUGAGAAGAGAAGCAGCUGUUAGAGAAAAGGAGGCUACACCAACAAAGUCAGAAAUAAACAGAAGAAACAGAAGCUCAACUCCUCUCAAAGGGCGAUAAAGCGAGCGCUGAAGAUUCUUUAUCUAGAGAACAAUGAAGGAGAUUUAUUGUCAUGAGAUUUUCAUUUGUGUUGAAAUAAACUCUCAAUUGGAGAAAGAAAGUCAGGGAUUUGAAUGUACACACAGAAGGAUUACUAUGUCUUCCACUAUAUUUAGAUAAAUAAUAUUGAUAUUUGAUUUUCUCUU
This is a messenger RNA of Arachis duranensis, 1980 nucleotides long. RefSeq names its product microtubule-associated protein 70-5. The transcript is spliced from 11 exons. Gene Ontology annotation, biological process: cytoskeleton organization. The coding region runs from base 143 to 1795 and encodes 550 amino acids. NCBI's taxonomy places the organism in Eukaryota, Viridiplantae, Streptophyta, Magnoliopsida, Fabales, Fabaceae. Gene Ontology annotation, molecular function: microtubule binding. The record is from RefSeq and is a predicted model, not a curated record.